CUUCUAGUUUAUUUAAUUUCUCAAUCCAAUUCAAUUGCAAACUAUCUUAUCAGUUAUCACAAACAUUUCACAAAAUCAAAUUCUAAAGACAGAAAUUAAAAUCGAAAAUAGUUCAAAAAUGUCACAAGAAUACACUUAUUGGGUACCUUUAAAAGCCCUUCUUCAUGGUAUUCUCGCUAUUGUUUUUAGUUUUAUGGCUUACACCAAACGAGUCAAGAGUUAUGAAGUGAGCAGCUUUAAUGGGUAUUGCGCGUAUCCAAGCAGCUCAGCAUGGUAUUAUGGUAUACUUGCGGCACUAACUCUUCUGUUUGGGCAACUUACAAUUACUUACGGCAUCAGAUGCUUUUGUUGUCGACGUCGUGGGGUUCAUUUUAACAGAAAAUUUGUUGCUAUUUUGGCAAUGAUAUUCUUCAUUCUUUCCUGGUGCGCAUUUGUCAUAUCAUUCAUCGGAUUGAUAUACACCGCGGUUGUCAACAGCCACAAAUUCCUAGUAAAACAUCACUCUCAAAACAACGGAGGCAAUUGCUUCAUUGGCCUAGAGAAUUUGUUCUUAGGGGCUGCAAUUUGGUGCAUAAUUACCACAGUUUUAGGCCUAAUCACUUACGCCUUUUGGGCGUGUAGUAUUCAUAACAAAAACACUAAUUGUGAGCAAGCUAAUUAUGGGCAAAGUGGUGUUGCAAUGGGACAAAUUCAUACACAAUUACCAAAAGAACAAUGUUGAUCAUGUCAAUGUUAAAUUAAAUUAAUUGGUUGUUAGUUGUGUAAACCAAAAUUGAUGGAAUUGCAAGAAGAAAAAAAAAGUGUGCAAUUCCUCUAAUUAGAAGUUCAAUUUUUUUUUUCACUCUUCAGAAAUUUUAUGUAAUUUUUAAAAUUCUUUUAUUUUAUUUUUGUUUAAUUACAUGCCCGUGUGUAUUGAUAUUUAUUUGAAUUCAAGAAGUUUAUUC
Chenopodium quinoa (quinoa) is the source of this 944-nucleotide messenger RNA. RefSeq lists its product as uncharacterized. Bases 119 to 721 code for a protein of 200 amino acids. The transcript has 3 exons. The record is from RefSeq and is a predicted model, not a curated record. Lineage: Eukaryota; Viridiplantae; Streptophyta; Magnoliopsida; Caryophyllales; Amaranthaceae.